Messenger RNA from Tupaia belangeri chinensis (Chinese tree shrew), 1438 nucleotides. RefSeq names its product Sp5 transcription factor (gene SP5). Gene Ontology annotation, molecular function: RNA polymerase II cis-regulatory region sequence-specific DNA binding; DNA-binding transcription factor activity, RNA polymerase II-specific. Gene Ontology annotation, biological process: regulation of transcription by RNA polymerase II. The transcript is spliced from 3 exons. NCBI's taxonomy places the organism in Eukaryota, Metazoa, Chordata, Mammalia, Scandentia, Tupaiidae. The record is from RefSeq and is a predicted model, not a curated record. The coding region runs from base 121 to 873 and encodes 250 amino acids.
CCUGGCGCGCAGAGCGGGCGCCGGGGAGGCACGCUGGGCGGCCGUUCGUCCUCGCCUUCGGGUGUCCAUGCCUCGGCAGCGGCGCCCCGCUCCGCAGCAAGCGGCCUGCAAGCUGUAGCCAUGGCCGCGGUGGCAGUCCUCAGGAACGACUCGCUGCAAGCUUUCCUCCAGGACCGCACCCCCAGCGCUUCCCCGGACCUGGGCAAGCACUCACCCCUGGCGCUGCUGGCCGCCACCUGUAGCCGGAUCGGCCAGCCGGGCGCAGCGGCGCCCCCGGACUUCCUGCAGGUGCCCUACGACCCCGCGCUGGGCUCGCCCUCCAGGCUUUUCCAUCCGUGGACAGCGGACAUGCCUGCACACCCUGCCGCGGCCGCCGCCGCCCUGCAACGGGGCCUGGUGUUAGGCCCGUCGGACUUCGCGCAAUACCAGAGCCAGAUCGCCGCGCUGCUGCAGACCAAGGCCCCCCUGGCGGCCACGGCCAGGAGGUGCCGCCGCUGCCGCUGCCCCAACUGCCAGGCGGCGGGCGGCGCCCCCGAGGCAGAGCCGGGCAAGAAGAAGCAGCACGUGUGCCACGUGCCGGGCUGCGGCAAGGUGUACGGCAAGACGUCGCACCUGAAGGCUCACCUGCGCUGGCACACGGGCGAGCGUCCCUUCGUGUGCAACUGGCUCUUCUGUGGCAAGAGUUUUACGCGCUCAGACGAGCUGCAGCGGCACCUGCGGACUCACACGGGCGAGAAGCGCUUCGCCUGUCCCGAGUGCGGCAAGCGCUUCAUGCGCAGCGACCACCUAGCCAAGCACGUGAAGACGCAUCAGAACAAGAAGCUCAAAGUUGCUGAGGCCGGGGUCAAGCGGGAGGAUCCGCGAGACCUGUGAGCCCAUGCCACUCCCGCCUCCACUACCGCCUCCGUCUCCCUUCCCGCAAUGCUGCAGGACGUCCUGGGGGCCUGUGGGCAACUGGCAAUGGGAAGACUCAGAGGCGGACUAAACACUGCCAGCCUUUCAGAGUGGGGAUAGGCUCCUAGCUUCCCGGUCCUCCGCCAGGGGCCUGUGGCCAGGAGGAGCAGGGGAGGUAGGAUUGGGAUCUGGGGUCACUUGGGUUACUCCAGGGCGGUUCCAAACUCCCACCCUCUGGGAGACCUUCAAUUUUGAGAGACCACCCUGAGUUGGUCAUGUAUAUAGAAAACGCUGCUGAAUUAAACCGGAAAAAUCUUGGGAGAUUUGAAAUAGUGCUCGAGUUUUCACUAGGACCAGUUCGGGCUUUGUACAGGUUAUUUAAUAGCUUUGUUAAAGAAUAAUUAUAAUAAUAACAGUAAAAAUGUUACUUUUGUCGCAGCUCUACGCAGAGCUACAGCAUGAUAUGUCUCUGUAAAGUGAUCGGCAGUUGCAGCGUGAAAAUAAAUACGUUAACACCGGGGUCACUUAGGGAAGACCCUGCUGA